CAUACCAGCGUCCUGAUCACCUCCAUACCCCAUACCAGGAUCCUGAUCACCGCCAUACCCCAUACCAGGGUCCUGAUCACCGCCAUACCCCAUACCAGCAUCCUGAUCACUGCCAUACCCCCAUACCAGCGUCCUGAUCACCACCAUACACCAUACCAGCGUCCUGAUCACCACCAUACCCCAUACCAGUGUCCUGAUCACCCCCAUACCCCAUACCAGUGUCCUGAUCACCAUCAUACCCCAUACCAGCAUCCUGAUCACCUCCAUACCCCAUACCAGUGUCCUGAUCACCUCCAUACCCCA
This is a messenger RNA of Staurois parvus, 303 nucleotides long. The record is from the annotation of a GenBank genome assembly. Lineage: Eukaryota; Metazoa; Chordata; Amphibia; Anura; Ranidae.